This is a messenger RNA of Haliotis rubra (blacklip abalone), 951 nucleotides long. RefSeq lists its product as uncharacterized. The record is from RefSeq and is a predicted model, not a curated record. The transcript has a single exon. The coding region runs from base 1 to 951 and encodes 316 amino acids. NCBI's taxonomy places the organism in Eukaryota, Metazoa, Mollusca, Gastropoda, Lepetellida, Haliotidae.
AUGACAUGCAUCGUUGUCUUCAGCUUCAACUUUGCAGCAGUACCGACAAUGUCAUCAUUCCCGGGUCACCACAAUAUGGACUCUGCAGAACCAGCAGCCACCAGCGAGAUCCGGCCAUCGUCUGCACGGACCCAGAUACGUGAGAGAGGAGCAAUCGCAAUCCUGUCCAAGUCUCCGGAGACACAGACAUGGGGUUCAACAGCACCAGUAACUCCUAAGAGCAUACUGGAAACAAAUGAAAUGAGGAAGUUAAUUGAACUUUUUGAUGUCAAAAUAACCGAAGAGGAGAGAUAUUCAUUUAAGAAUCUUCUUGAAAUCUUUAUGAAAACCGUGCCAUCGAACAUUAAGUAUUUUUUGUAUUCCGGGUCGCUGCUUGGUUCUUAUCGUCAUCACGGCAUGAUUCCCUGGGAUGACGACCUUGACCUUGUGGUGCGAGCUACGGAUGCACGGCGAUUGGUCACUUCACUGUCCAAACUUGAACCAUAUUUUAUUGUGAAUCAAGGUAACUCUUACCGAUGGAAGUUUUAUCAUCGAAAUGCUUCCAAUGCACGUGGGUUUUCGUGGAAAUGGCCGUCGAUAGACAUAAGCUUUUAUAAAGAAAAUAGGACCUACAUUCGUGAUUCAGAUCCAAGUUACUCUCGUUUUGUGUUUAAACGGAAUGACGUAUUUCCCCUGGACAAGCGGCCUUUCAUGGGCCUCCUUCUGCCCACACCGAGGAAUACAGAUGUCGUCAUACUCCAAACCUACAACAUCAGCAUCUGUGAGAACAAGCAUUAUGAUCACAGAUUGGAACAUUAUGUCCCUAGGCACAAAUGGGCAACUCUACCGUGUGGCCUGUUGAAGGCAAUCUACCCGUUUGUUCGUCGGGAAUACAGCUCUAACGGUACCCUUGAGAUACUCGAGAGGAAUAACACGCGCAUUGGAGAGUACUUCCUCAAACAAAGGGACUAA